CAUCUGUGAUAUAACACUUCCACGUUUUAUUGUUUGCCAAACAAGCAAUGCACAACUAUAAAUACCCCAAACCUACAAAGAUCAAAAUCAGCUAAACAAUCUUAUAAGUUUCUCAUCAAAAUUAAUCCAAGGCAAAUGGCAGAGAACAAGGUGGUUCUGUUGGAUUUCUGGCCAAGUUCUUAUGGAAUGAGGGUGAAAAUCGCUUUGGCAGAGAAGGGCAUCUCAUACGAGUGCAAGCAAGAAGAUUUUCAAGCUAAAAGCUCUCUGCUUUUAGAGAUGAACCCAGUUCACAAAAUGAUCCCUGUUUUGAUUCAUAAUGGAAAACCCAUAUGUGAAUCACUCAACAUCGUUGAGUACAUUGAUGAAGCUUGGAACCACAAACCUUCCCUUCUACCAGCUGACCCUUACAAGCGAUCUCAAGCCAGGUUUUGGGGAGAUUACAUUGAUAAAAAUGUAUACAGCAUUGGAAAGAGAGUGUGGACAGGAAAAGGUGAAGAUCAAGAAGAGGGCAAGAAGAAAUUUAUUGAAUGCUUGAAGAUUUUGGAAGGAGAGCUUGGAGACAAGCCAUAUUUUGGUGGUGAUAACUUUGGGUAUGUGGAUGUGGCUCUUGUUCCGUUCACCAGCUGGUUUUACACGUACGAGACAUGUGGGAAACUGAGCAUAGAGGAAGAGUGUCCCAAGCUUGUGGCUUGGGUCAAGAGGUGCAUUGAAAAAGAGAGUGUGAGGAAGGCACUCCCUCACCCUCACAAGAUCUAUGAGUUUGCCCUGCAAUAUAAACAGAGAAAUGGACUUGAGUAAAGAUUGCUGCUGAUGAAGCAAACUCUGUGUUCCGUGGAGAAUAAUACAUUAUGAGUGUAAUCUCAAUAAUGUAAAAUUUGCAUGUUUUGUUUUGUUUUGUUUUUCCCACAUAAAACAUGUUCUUACUAUGUCUAUGUAACCGUCUUCCCUGGGCCGAAGUUUCUGUCAUACUUCUUAUCAA
Molecule: messenger RNA, 979 nt
Organism: Lotus japonicus
Lineage: Eukaryota; Viridiplantae; Streptophyta; Magnoliopsida; Fabales; Fabaceae
Product: probable glutathione S-transferase parA
Exons: 2
Coding region: 136-798 (220 amino acids)
Biological process (GO): glutathione metabolic process
Cellular component (GO): cytoplasm
Molecular function (GO): glutathione transferase activity
Source: RefSeq, a predicted model, not a curated record